Molecule: messenger RNA, 5590 nt
Organism: Tribolium madens (black flour beetle)
Lineage: Eukaryota; Metazoa; Arthropoda; Insecta; Coleoptera; Tenebrionidae
Gene: cyst
Product: rho guanine nucleotide exchange factor 28
Exons: 23
Coding region: 346-4521 (1391 amino acids)
Biological process (GO): regulation of Rho protein signal transduction
Molecular function (GO): guanyl-nucleotide exchange factor activity
Source: RefSeq, a predicted model, not a curated record
UGGGAGUUUCGUGAGACUACUUUGUGAAAUCAAUUGUGCAAUAUUCUGAUAAAAUGUUCAUAAAAUGAAAUAAUGUAGACUUGUUGUAUAAAACUACUUUGCAUAUAUCGAAAGUAGUGUCGUUAGUGUUUUAUUUUGAAUUUUACAAGAGAAAAGUUAUAUUUUAUUCAGUCACUUUGCAAGAUACCUACCUGUGAGUACUUAUGUGUAUGUAUUGUGUGUUAAAGUGUGACUUUUUAUUUAAUUUAUAAUAAUAUAAAUGUUACAUUCUGCGAAAUUAGUGUAUAGUUGAAAAAAAAACUUUGGUACUUAUUUUGAGGAAGCAUCAAGUUGCCACCUGUAACCAUGGAGAAACAAAUGUCCGAAGAACUUUUAAUACCCCUUUCUUCAGACGAAUGUGGCCACAGUGGCGGCGAACCAGAUAGUGACGAAGACGUCAUCACAAACUACCAUAUCCCAAGCUUGGAUAUGCUUCCUCGGCCAGGACCUUUGCCCACGAUCAGUGUCACACCCCAUUCACCAGCCAGUAAAAUAUACCCAGUUUUAGAAGACAGUCUUCAGCAAGUUCGAGAAUUACAUGAGAGUGUCCAACAUAUGCGAAAUGUCACUAUACCGGAUACGUACAUACCGAAUUCGAAAGAUCUUGCUAUUGCACUUAAUCCCCUCCUGUCUCAAAUGGCACGGCUUAGCUCAAGUUGCCCUACACUCAACGAGGCAAAUCAAGACAUGGACUUGUUGGGGGGCUCGUUGGGAUCCUCCCCGGUGCACCAGAACCGCAAAGGAAGUGCCACUCAAGACUGGCUCUGCCAGCCUGAGACACAACGAAGACGCUCAUGGUCGGCCCUCGAAGACCUCACAGUGAAAGACAAAGCGAAACAUACACGCCAGCGAAGCAUUUCCUUGAGUAGUAUGGAAUCAGAAGCGGACGAAUCGUCAUUUGUAGAUAACGUAGAUGGCAGCACUACGAAAUUACUGGGUCCUGAUGCUCCCGUUGUGCUGCGACAUCGGAAUGCGAGAGGGUCAGGGGGCGCCACUAGUACUCAUUCGUUGAACGAAGCUGAUUUACAAAAUGAUUUUAAUAAAAUUAAGGCGAAAAGGGAGGCGGAACAGAGGUUGUUGCCGCAGCGGUUGCCUUUACAGAAAUCUAUUUCCACGCCUUCUAUUAUUGCGGUUCGAGAUUUGGCCCCGGAACCCAUCCUGGCAGGGGCCCAACCCACUCUUCCCAUCUUAAUGUGUAGGGGCCGUCCCAGUGGAACCGAAAGCGAAACUGAAGAAGAGGGCAGCCGUUCUGGUCAAGCCCGUUACUCACAUUCUACACAUUUGCCAUACGUUUCGUUCGAAGGCCAUUCGGAGAAGAGGAGGAAAAGGGGCAGCUUGUUUUUCAGGAAGAAAAAGGACAAGAAUAAGAAAAUUGCCCAUCAAUGGGUUUCGGCGUGUUAUGGAUCAUCGCAAAUUUGCGAUGUUUGUGCUAAGCAUUUGAGCAAUAAACCGGCACUUUAUUGUGAAUGUUGUGGAACUACAGUGCAUCAAAAUACUUGUAAAGACAACAUAGCAGAAUGUAACAAACCUAAAAACACGAAGAAUAGUAACAAAAUGUCUGGAUUCGGUGUGCCAAACUCUAAAAACUCGUUCUCCAAACGUGGGUCUGCGUCAGUGCCUGGAAAUGUAAAUAGUACGUCGACCAGCCAAAUUUUAUGUGAUGAUAAGGAUAGCGAUUUGCACGGACACUACGACGGAACGAGUUUUCCAGACGACGUUCCGCUGGUUCCCCUCGAAUUCCUCUCCGACUCGCCGAUAACAGCGGCGGAAUUGUGCGCCGAUCUGUCUUUGGGUUUGCACGAGAACGAACCUGACUCGUGGACGCCCCACGUGGGGAAGGAAAUCUCCAGGAAAUUGAAGGAAAAGGAAGUGAAACGCCAGGAACAUAUCUAUGAGUUUAUUCUGACUGAAAAGCAUCACUGUAUGACGCUUCUUGUUAUGCAAAAAGUUUUUGUUGAAGGGCUACAAAAGUAUUUCCAAUUGGGGGCCAAUGUGGAGCGGAUGUUCCCCCGCUUGGCCGACUUAACGGAGCUCCAUUUGGGGCUGCUGGCGCGUCUGAGGCAGCGACAACGCGAAAGUCCGGUCGUCUCCACCAUCGCGGACAUCCUGCUGGAGCAGUUCUCCAACACCAACGCCUCCAAACUCAAGUCUGCUUACGGUGAAUUUUGCAGCAGGCACCGGGACGCCGUGGAGCUGUACAAGUAUUACCUGCAAAACGACGCCCGUUUCGGUCAGUUUGUGCGCCACUGUCAAGCGAACCCCCUUUUGAAGAAGAAGGGCAUUCCCGAGUGCAUUUUGUUCAUAACCCAGCGCCUAACCAAGUACCCCCUCCUGAUCGAGCCCCUGAUUAAGACAAGCAAAGAGAACAAGAAAGAGCAAGAUGUCCUCCACAAAGCCUUGGCUCUGAUCAAAGAAAUCCUCGUGGAGGUGGACGCCCAAGUGGCCGAAAAGGAGAAAGAAGACCGCAAAUUGGAAAUCUACAACCGAAUCGACGCGAAAUCGUACACAGUCCACCGCGAUCACAAGUUCAAGAAAUCGGACAUUUUGCAAGGAAAUCGCUCACUGAAGUUCGAAGGCGUGGCGAUGUUGAUGCAAGGCAGGGGCAAAAUGCAGAUCGUUCUGGUGAUUGUGCUCUCCGAUGUGCUGUUUUUUCUGCAAGAGAACUCGCACAAGUACUCGUUUUUCACCCCCGAUAACAAGGCCGGCGUGGUGUCUCUGCAGAAGUUGUUGGUGCGCGAGAAGGCCGGGCAGGACUCCCGGGGGAUUUACCUGAUUUCGUCGAAUCCGGCCGACCCGGAAAUGUUCGAAUUGAAGGUGCACAAGCCGAAGGACAAGCAGGUUUGGAUCCAUGCAAUACGGGAGGCUGUGCAGUCCUGUCCCGAAGACGACGAGGACAGCAGCGUUUUGAGUGCGGAGGAGAGACAGAGUCUUUUGAAUGCGAAACAGAUUCGGCACUUUGUCGAUGCAGAAUCGGAUGUCGAAGGUCUUUUGCGUCAAAAAGACAUAGAACAGGCGCUUCUUCUAGAGGAAAAAAUGUCUCUACAAUUGAAGCUAUUGAGUGCCGCUGGCAUCGACCCCCCAUCCCCUUCGUCGUAUCGCCAACUCGUGAGCGAAAAUGUGGACACUGGUCAGAUGUGGAAGGAAGUUUUAACAGCAGUGCAGGAAGUCAACCGAUUGGUCAGUUCUCUAUACACCACUGGCACGAAUCUCUCCAGAAGUGUGAGUUCGGCGGGGGAGCACCAGAGUGAGACUUACGUUUCUCCAAUUCUACCAAAACGUGCCGAAACUUUCGGUGGCUUCGACAAUCCCAAUCAACCACCGGUGAAAGUCCCAGGAAAGAAGAAUCACUCAUCGGGGGGCACUCCAGUGGCCACGCCCGAAGUGGAAACGGUCAAGCCUGGCGACUCCAAACUUUUCGAAAAACUCCCCUACCGAAACUACGUUAUUCCGACGACGAUUGGAAGCGCCAAUAAUUUAAAUAUGGAAAAUUCGCAGCAAUUGGCGGCGGCCCCCGACGCCCCCGCCUUGCUUUCCUUGGGGCGAGAACAGCAAUACACGGCCGUUAAAUUGUCGCAUUAUGUUUAUACUCUUCUUUGUAUUAUUUCGCAGUUGAUGACUACAAAUGAAAGUUAUCAAGCUCAAUUAAAUGCCUUAAAAGUCGGUGGGGAGGGAGCAAGACAAUACAGACACAAUCAGCAAUUAGAAGAAUUAAGAAAUUUACAAGACAAGUUGAGUGGUGAAAAAGCAGCCUGGAUUGCGACCAGAGACCAGGAAGCUAAAGAAUUGGAAGAGAAAAAAGCGGAACUUUUAAAAUUACAAGAGCAAAUUCGAAUCGAACAGGAAGACAUUAAAGAGCAAAGAGAGCAACUAUUCCGUAAAAUGGAGAAGCUAACAAACAAAGGUUUGAUCAUUUCCCCCAACGUGGGGGCUCUUUCCUUGACCGGUCAACUCGACGACUGCAAAGACAGUUCCGAGGACAGCCCCCAGUCGGACAGUUCAACUUCGAUAGCUUCGUCAGCAAGUGGUCAAAAUUCGACAAUGGACAAGAAAAAAGACAGUAAAUGGAGCAAGAAUACUCAAACCAAAUCGCAGUUGCCGAUGAAUCUGAUCAGCACCACCAAUCAGCAGAAGGCGCAACAGAACGUCCAAGUGAAGCAGCAGAUUCCGCUGAAACUGGCUUCGAGACUGAGCUCGAGUGGGCCUGUGGCCGGGUCGACAGGCAGCCCCCAGAUUCUGCCCCUCAAGUUGAGUCAAGACGAGAAGGUCAGGCGGACGAGCACCUCGGGGUACCAGCGAUUGAGUCCCCCAUCGGGCGAAACCACCCCGACGACGUCUCAUUCGCACACCAGGACCGGCUCGAGCCCCGCCACGAUGCAGGUGUCCCCGCCGGGGCCCGCGCCUUCCCACCAAAACACGGCGAGUAUGAAAGGGGCGCGGCAGACUUUCCACAAAAUCGGCGACGAAGAGGUCAUUUAUUUCUGACGGUUUUCCACGAAAAUGUUCAAUUCGGUAUCUUUGUUUGUACGGAGAUGUAAAAGAGAUAACACGAAUUUUUAUUAAUGUUGACGCAGUCUUUCAGUCGAUUUAAAUAAAACGUUUCGUCUUGGGGUUAACAAGAGUCGUUGCCGGUCUUUAAAAAUUUCUCAGGUGAAAUAAAGUGAUCAUGUGGUAAUAAAAUUCAAAUCCGGACCUGUUUUCGAGCAUUUUCACGCCGAAUUCGAACCGAGAAAUACCCGAGAUUUUUUUGGAGUAAGUGGACAAAAUUACUUAGAAGCCGGUUUUCUAGCGUUCAAUAUUUUAGGUUAUUUCAGUUUCUUGGGGUGGCGUUAAGAUCAUUUAUUAUUCUUAAAUAAUGUUUUAUCAAUAAAAUUAAUGUUAAUUUGUAACCAAUCUAAAACGUUUAGCCAAUCAGGGUGACAAAUUCUUGAAAUCAAACCUGAAAUUCUUUGAGAUUUUAAUUUCUUGGGUUGGCAUUAACAUUUUUUGUUUUUAUUUAAAAAUCCACAAAAAUAGUGGUCUUUAAAAUUCUUGAGAAAGGAGUAUGUGAGCAAAAUUACCUAAUUAGCUGUCAUUUUUCUAGCAUUUUUCAGUUCGAUAUUUAGGUUUUUUUAGUUUCUUGGAGUGGCAUUAAAAUCAAUUUUUUUUAUUCUCAAAUAAUGUUAAGUUAAUAAAAUUAGUAUUACUUUAGCAUUCUAGGAAAUUAAGCAUUGAAAAAAACGGGUAAAUAAUUUUUUAAUUUCAGCUUUUUCGAUGUAGAGAUAUGACAUUUCUCAGGUUGGCAACAAAUUUAAUAUCCCAUUACAACAACCUUGAUUUAUUACAAGAUUAAAUUAUUGACGGCUACACUUUGGAAAUGAUUGACAAUUACCUAUAAAAGUGUGACGUUUGUAUUUGACAAUCAAGGUUGCCAAACUAAUAAUUUUUCAAAAUGUUACUUGUUAUUUAAAAAAAAUAUCAAUUUGAGCUAUUUUCAAGCGAUUUGAGUGCCGCAUAUGUCAAAUGUCCAUUUUAAAGAGCUCUCAAUAGAAAAAAUAGUAUAAGAAACACGUGC